AUGCCUUCUGCAGCCGAUAUUCUUAGCGACCCUGAAAUCGCGCAAGCAUACGAAGACGUGCGCUCUGACAAAUCCGAGACCACGUGGCUUAUCUUGAAGGUACAUCCGAUAAUGCGCCCGAAGGGUUUCAUUCACCGAGACGUUAUCGAAGGCAUUAGGCAAGAAAAUGUGAGGGAUUUGACGGCUGACCAUCCUCAGUAUGCAUCCGCAACCUCAGAUAACCUCAAACUCGCUGGCACAGGCAGCGGCGACAUUGCCGAGAUGACAGAGAGUCUUGGCGACGACGAAGCAGCAUACGCCUACGUGCGCAUGAAGCUAGGAAACGACGAGUACAGCGAGCGCGUCAAGUUUGCUUUUGUUGUUUGGCAAGGACCCCAAACAAAGGUGAUGCGCAAAGCCAAGAUGAGCUUCCAGAGUGGCCAGGUCAAGCAGGUCAUCCGUACCUAUGCUGUGGAGAUCCAGACAGGGGAUAAGAAGGAUUUGGAGGAAGAGGCUGUGACGAUGAAGCUUAGGAAAGCUAUGGGUGCGAAUUAUGAUCGCCAGAAAACAAACUACUAG
This is a messenger RNA of Alternaria viburni, 558 nucleotides long. RefSeq lists its product as uncharacterized. Gene Ontology annotation, cellular component: cortical actin cytoskeleton; plasma membrane; site of polarized growth. The record is from RefSeq and is a predicted model, not a curated record. Gene Ontology annotation, biological process: regulation of actin filament polymerization. The transcript is spliced from 3 exons. Lineage: Eukaryota; Fungi; Ascomycota; Dothideomycetes; Pleosporales; Pleosporaceae. Gene Ontology annotation, molecular function: actin filament binding. The coding region runs from base 1 to 558 and encodes 185 amino acids.